AUGUCCCAAAAUUCCAAUAAAUUAACAACCCAUGGUGAACCAUCUCUUAUAACUAUUAAGAAGGAUGCCGCUACACAACCUGUUUCUAUUCUUAAUAAAAUAAACACUACAACUACAAAUGGUGGUAAACCUUUAGCGGUAAAUGAUACAGCAAAAUCAAAAUUGGCUACUACAAUCGAAAAAAUAUACCCUACAAAUGGAAAUUUGAAUAUUAAUCCUGUGACAAAUCCAAUAUCAAACAGACAGCAAAUAUCUGAUAAUCAAAAAGAUCCAACAGAUACUCUAACCAAUAGUAGACCUUCCGAUAAGAAAGCUAGACUAUAUAUGAACAAUGAUAUCAAUAAUAACAUACUCCCCGCAGAUCAACUAAGAUCAGUAUCAAAUGUAAGUAUAAAGACUGCAGUUUCUUUCAGUACGAAUAAUGAAAAUGAAAAACAAUUACAUCAUCGAUAUUCUAUAUCGAAUAAACCAACAAGUAAAAAUAAUUCACAAGAAAAUUUAAAUAAUAAUAAUAACAAUAAUAAUCAUCGAUUAUCAAUUGAUACAACAGGAGUUAAUAAUAAAAAAGUUACCAGUAAAACAAAAAAUGAAGAUAAUAUACAAGAUGAUGGAACAUUAGAAGAAAAAAAUUCUAUCGUUCACAUGCCUGGUGAUUUUAUAUAUCUAGAACCUAAAACACCAACAUCAUCUUCCAUAGAUUCAAACAACAAGCAAAUUACUCAAUCACAUGCUCGACUAAUAACACCACAUCGAAAUGAUACUGCUUCUACUAUCGUCGGUACUGGUACUGCUACUACUACUUCUACUGCUACUGUUACUCCUGCUACUAAUUCCUCCACACACAAUACGAAAUCAAACGUUAAGAAUCCAAAAGAAAUAAUAGGAACUCCCAAGGGACCUCAAAUUCCAUUCUAUGAAUUUUUCCAAAAGCAAGAUGACAAAAAAAUACAUAUAUUAAUGGGAACCACAGGAUCCGUUGCCACCAUAAAAGUUCCCUUAAUCAUUGAUAAACUUUUCAAAAUAUAUACACCUGAACGUGUCUCAAUCCAAUUAAUAGUGACCAAACCCGCUGAACAUUUCUUAAAAGGUUUGAAAAUUUCAUCACAUGUGAAAAUAUGGAGAGAAGAAGAUGUUUGGUAUGAAUAUAAAUUAGAUGGUAAUGAACCCAUAUUACAUCAUGAAUUAAGGAAAUGGGCAGAUAUAUUAUUGAUUGCACCAUUAAGUGCAAAUACUUUAGCGAAGAUUGCAAAUGGAAUUUGUAAUAAUUUAUUAACCUCGGUGUUGAGAGAUUGGUCUCCUUUGACUCCUGUUCUUGUCGCACCUGCAAUGAAUACAUUUAUGUAUAUUAAUCCAAUGACGAAGAAACAUUUGACCAUUUUACAAAAUGAAUGUCCUUAUGUUACCAUUUUGAAACCAAUGGAAAAAGUUUUGAUUUGUGGAGAUAUUGGUAUGGGUGGAAUGAGAGAAUGGACAGAUAUUGUUGAAAUAAUGAGGAAAAGAAUUAAUGAAUUGGUUAAAAUUCAAAACUUAUCAAAUGAUUUGACGAAUACUUCUCAUGUGAUUGGUGAUAACAAGGCAAAUAUUAUUAAUUCCAAUGCUAAAGAUUUACAACAGAAUAAAAAAACUUCAACACCGAAUGAUAGUUUAGCAAUAAGUCAGGAUGAAGUUGAAAACGAAGAAAAUGAGGAUGACGAUGACGAUGAUGAUGAAGAGGACGAAGAUGAAGAUGAUGAACUUCGGAAUGACACCGCCUCAGACGAUAGUGGAAUCAGCGAUGACGACGAUGAUGAUAACGAUGACAGUGACGAAGCUGAAGACGAAGAUGACGAUGAUGAUGAUGAUGAUUAUGAUGAUGACACUGAACAAGAUGGUAAAACCGAACAACGCCAGAUAUAG
Messenger RNA from Naumovozyma dairenensis CBS 421, 1896 nucleotides. It is a transcript of the gene CAB3, whose product is annotated as phosphopantothenoylcysteine decarboxylase complex subunit CAB3. Gene Ontology annotation, biological process: coenzyme A biosynthetic process. Lineage: Eukaryota; Fungi; Ascomycota; Saccharomycetes; Saccharomycetales; Saccharomycetaceae. The record is from RefSeq and is a predicted model, not a curated record. The coding region runs from base 1 to 1896 and encodes 631 amino acids. Gene Ontology annotation, molecular function: phosphopantothenoylcysteine decarboxylase activity; FMN binding. The transcript has a single exon. Gene Ontology annotation, cellular component: phosphopantothenoylcysteine decarboxylase complex.